Messenger RNA from Lynx canadensis (Canada lynx), 3620 nucleotides. RefSeq names its product kinesin family member C3 (gene KIFC3). The record is from RefSeq and is a predicted model, not a curated record. Lineage: Eukaryota; Metazoa; Chordata; Mammalia; Carnivora; Felidae. Gene Ontology annotation, biological process: microtubule-based movement. The coding region runs from base 538 to 2946 and encodes 802 amino acids. Gene Ontology annotation, molecular function: ATP binding; microtubule motor activity; microtubule binding. The transcript has 20 exons.
GUAAUUACAGGGUGCCCGGCAGCCCGCGGGCCGGCGCGGAGUCGGAGUCGGGGCGUCAAUCUCGCCGGCGCUCCUGCCCCGCGCCCGCCUGUAAAGAGAGGUCCUGGACGCCGAGUUAAACUUCAACGCGGUCGCUGGAGUCGGGGGACAACGCCGCCCAAACCACGCGAUCUCCGGCCAGCCGGGUCGGGGCGCUGCGCGGGCGGCCCGUCCUUGGUCCUUGGCCGAGCGCUUGCGGUCUCGCUCCGGUUUCUGCCCACAGCUGGUAAACAAGGGCGUGGAAAAGAUACCCCAGUCAGCGGUGACGAGGACUCCAGUGCCCGAAGCGCAGCUCGCCCGGCCCUAGCUCAGUGCCGGGCCCUCAGUGUGGACUGGGCCGGCCCUGGGAGCCCCCACAGGCUCUACCUGACCGUGCAGCAAGCCCUGCUGGACAAGGGGUGCGAGAACAAGAGUCAGGGGACGAAAGAAGAGAAGCUCCUGAAGAGGCAGGCGCCGGGCCCCAGGCGGGACCGGGAGGCCCAGGAAGCUGGUGGCGCCAUGAAUGUAGAGAAAACAGGUGGGCGGCUCUUUGGCAGCGGGAGGUGCUCGAGCCUGGCGGGGCCGCCAGGUGCAGCCCCCAUGGUGCAUAGGAUGGUGGAGGCCAUGUCCCAGCUGCAGGAGGAGAAAGCCCGGCUACAGGAGGAGCUGGCAGCCCUACAGGAGAGGCUGGCCCUCCGAGACAGUGACCAGCAAGCCACAUCCACCCAGCUGCAGAAUCAGGUGGAAAACCUGAAGGAGAAGCUCAUUAGCCAAGCCCAGGAAGUGAGCCGCCUUCGAUCAGAGCUGGGAGGCACGGACUUGGAGAAACACCGGGACCUGCUGAUGGUGGAGAAUGAACGGCUGAGGCAGGAGAUGCGGCGCUUCGAGGCAGAGCUGCAGGAGCUGCGGGCCAAGCCGGUGGCCCCCUGCACGGGCUGCGAGCACAGCCAGGAGAGCGCCCAGCUCCGGGACAAGCUGUCACAGCUGCAGCUGGAGGUGGUGGAGAACAAGGGCAUGCUGUCGGAGCUGAACCUGGAGGUGCAGCAGAAGACCGACCGGCUGGCGGAGGUCGAGCUGCGGCUCAAGGACUGCCUGGCCGAGAAGGCGCAGGAGGAGGAGCGGCUGAGCCGACGCCUCCGGGACAGCCACGAGACCAUCGCCAGCCUGCGGGCCCAGUCGCAGCCAAUCAAGUAUGUCAUCAAGACCGUGGAAGUGGAGUCGUCCAAGACCAAGCAGGCCCUCAGCGAGUCCCAGGCCCGGAACCAGCACCUGCAGGAGCAGGUGGCCAUGCAGAGGCAGGUGCUGAAGGAGAUGGAGCAGCAGCUGCAGAGCUCGCACCAGCUGACCGCGCAGCUCCGGGCGCAGAUCGCCAUGUACGAGUCAGAGCUGGAGCGGGCACACGGGCAGAUGCUGGAGGAGAUGCAGUCCCUGGAGGAGGACAAGAACCGGGCCAUCGAGGAGGCCUUUGCCAGAGCCCAGGUGGAGAUGAAGGCUGUGCAUGAGAACCUGGCAGGUGUCCGGACAAACCUGCUGACGCUGCAGCCAGCGCUGCGGACCCUCACCAACGACUACAAUGGGCUCAAGCGGCAGGUGCGUGGCUUCCCCCUGCUCCUGCAGGAGGCUCUCAAGAGCGUCAAGGCCGAGAUCGGCCAAGCCAUCGAGGAGGUCAACAGCAACAACCAGGAGCUCCUGCGCAAGUACCGCCGGGAGCUGCAGCUGCGCAAGAAGUGCCACAAUGAGCUCGUGCGGCUGAAAGGGAAUAUCCGGGUGAUUGCUCGUGUCAGGCCAGUCACCAAAGAGGACGGAGAAGGACCCGAAGCGACCAAUGCUGUGACCUUCGAUGCUGACGAUGACUCCAUCAUCCACCUACUGCACAAAGGAAAGCCUGUGUCCUUUGAGCUGGACAAGGUCUUCUCCCCGCGGGCCUCACAGCAGGACGUGUUCCAGGAGGUACAAGCCCUGAUCACCUCCUGUAUUGACGGCUUCAACGUCUGCAUCUUUGCCUAUGGCCAGACAGGUGCCGGCAAGACCUACACGAUGGAGGGGACCCCCGAGAACCCAGGCAUCAACCAGCGGGCCCUGCAGCUGCUCUUCUCCGAGGUGCAGGAGAAGGCGUCCGACUGGGACUACACCAUCACCGUCAGCGCUGCCGAGAUCUACAACGAGGUCCUCAGGGACUUGCUGGGGCAGGAGCCCCAGGAGAAGCUGGAGAUCCGGCUGUGCCCAGACGGCAGCGGGCAGCUGUACGUGCCGGGGCUGACAGAGUUCCGGGUGCAGAGCGUGGAGGACAUCAACAAGGUGUUUGAGUUUGGCCACACCAACCGCACGACCGAGUUCACCAACCUGAACGAGCACAGCUCCCGCUCACACGCCCUGCUCAUCGUGACGGUGCGCGGGGUGGACUGCAGCACGGGCCUCCGCACCACGGGGAAGCUGAACCUGGUGGACCUGGCCGGCUCGGAGCGUGUGGGCAAGUCAGGGGCUGAGGGCAGCCGCCUGCGGGAGGCGCAGCACAUCAACAAGUCGCUGUCAGCCCUGGGGGACGUCAUCGCCGCCCUGCGCUCCCGCCAGGGCCACGUGCCCUUCCGCAACUCCAAACUCACCUACCUGCUGCAGGACUCGCUCAGUGGAGACAGCAAGACCCUCAUGGUGGUGCAGGUGUCCCCCGUGGAGAAGAACACCAGCGAGACGCUGUAUUCCCUGAAGUUUGCAGAGAGGGUGCGCUCUGUGGAGCUGGGCCCUGGGUCCCGCAGGGCAGAGCUCGGGUCCUGGUCCAGCCAGGAGCACUUGGAGUGGGAGCCGGCUUGCCAGACCCCACAGCCCUCGGCACGAGCACACUCAGCCCCCAGCUCCGGGACCACCAGCCGCCCAGGCUCCAUCCGGAGGAAGCUGCAGCCCUUGGGGAAGUCAAGGCCGGUGCCUGUGUGAUGGACGUGUCCACCCUACCAGACCGGGGACUGGGUCGUGAGGCCUUGCUGGCCCGCUCCUGCUGUAGCACUGGGAGCCUAGGAGGCAAAGGCCAGGGUGGAGGCACCUCUUCCACCCCGUCUCCACUCAGAGAUGAGAAACAUGCUCAGAAGGAAAUGGUGUCUCUCGUCCGUGGCUGUGGGUUCAAGUGGCACAGGCCGGAAGGGUAGGGAUGGCCCACUCUGCCUGGCAGGCCCGGGCCAUCAGGGGGCCCUCACGGGGAGGGCAGGAGUAUGCGGGAAGGUGGUCCUCUCGCCCAGCCUGGUCUGACUCUCCCCUGCCUGCCGGGCCCCGUCUCUAGUGGGUGCGCUGAGGAGCCCCCGGGGGGCACAGGAACCAUGACACCCGGGCAGUUUGGUGGGCACCCUGAGGCAGCCCUGGCCACACGCGGGCCCUGUGCUGGACAUGUACAUAGUGUUCUAGGUGUACAUAGGGGCACGGCCCUCCCCGCCGAGGGCUGGCCUGUAUUUAUGGCUGGCAGGAGGCCAGUGGGCGGGGAUUCUGCUGCUCCCCUCAUCUGCCUGGUACCAGGCGCUCUCCUUGCUCACUGGCCUCUUGACAUCUUCCCCCCUUUGAAAUCCUAUUUAAGAACUUUUGGAAGCUUAGCCAUUUUUACUUAAAAUAAAAACCUUUUU